CUCUCUUCAAUUCCGAGUAUAGCGAAAACAAUCGGAAUAUGUGAAGAACCUAAUCGGGAGGACUUCCGAGAGAUAAUUUUUCGUUCAGUGUAUCAAUCGAAUACGAUCAGUGACAACCUUAAAUAUGUUAGUAGAGGUAGACCGCGAAAAUACGAUGAAAAAUUACGUGGGCAACGAUCUGAAAAUCAGACUUUUCGAAAACACGGAACAACUGAUGUUAGUUGGAAACAAUAUAAGAGUCAAAAUUCAAAGGAACGAGGGAAAAAUCAACAUUGUGGGUGAUAACUGUAGGGUGGACAUUCAAAGUGGUGCCGGUCAAGUUAAGUACACUGGAAAUAACGGAAAAUUCAAUUUCGGCCAGGAAGACACCGAAAGAAAAUUCCAAUACAACGGAAACAACGUUUGUGUUAAUUCCUCCAAAGAAAAUACGUCGAGGGACGAUGACAAACAUCAUGCUGAAGAAAAGGAAGGGCGAGGGAGAACUCAAAGAUGCAAAUGUAAUCCUAGUAGUAGAAACAUCACAAUUUCAAAUUCAAAACACGUAAGGAUUAAUUCGAAGACGACUGGAUUUCGAAAAACUAAUCCUGAAGAAUCUACUCCAUGUGGAAAUAUUUUCCAAUCUUAGCAAUGAAAAUUUUAGUAAUUUAAUUCAUUUACUGUAAUCUAUACAUACAUAGAUAUGUGAAUGUUGAAAAUUUCUAUUGCAUUCCUGUUCAAGACUUCUCCUCAGUUCCUAUGUAAUCGAGUAUAUAAUUUAUUUGUAUUUAUGUAUAUCAAUAAAUUCCCUACGAAUA
Coccinella septempunctata (seven-spotted ladybird) is the source of this 794-nucleotide messenger RNA. RefSeq lists its product as uncharacterized. The coding region runs from base 125 to 625 and encodes 166 amino acids. The record is from RefSeq and is a predicted model, not a curated record. Lineage: Eukaryota; Metazoa; Arthropoda; Insecta; Coleoptera; Coccinellidae. The transcript has a single exon.